CCAUCAGUCAACGUUUUUCAACCCCCCUCACAAAACCGGUCGCUCGAAACGCGCUUAGCAAUUUAAAAUUCAAGUAUAUAGAUUAAAAUCGUUUUUCCUACUUAGCCACCAUGUUUAUCCGCGGGGAUGUGCCGCGUAAUACCCGGGGCAGAAUCCCCCAGAUACCCAGCUCCAUGACUCCCUAUGUGGCGGCAGUGAAGCGUGGACCCUACACGAUGACGCAGCCGGUGUACAAUAGCCCCAAUCCCAACCUGGUGGGCUUGGAUGGCCAGGUGGAGGAGGCCAGGCCCAGGCACACCUUUAAUGUGAAGAAGGAGCAGCUGGCCAAUAACUAUCGCCAUCACCAGCGACUGAUUCCCGUGCCCACCUCACGGAGGGGAAUGCCCAAGAUCCGAUCUCACAUGGUGAUGAAUGAGCAGAGGGAACUGUACCUCCAGCACCGCGCUCGAUUGUCCAACGUCAAGGGCAAGGUCAACACCCAUCUGCCGCCCCCAAAGGUCCAGAUCGAGGGCAAUGGCAUGGAGCUGUCCUACAUGGAGAUGCUCACUGCUCUCUACAAGAAGAGCAAUAAUACCCUACGCACCUUUACCAAAUCCCCGGAGAAAUUGGCAGCUGGAAGAUGGCGCAAUGCCAACUUGGCCAGGGAAAAGGAGCGCCGCCAGCUGGAGAAGAACAAGGAGUUCCACAAGGGCGGCGAGCUCUUCGAUCCGCAGGCGGGUAAAUCCAAGAAGAACAAGCCCAAAUCCUCGGGAUCCUUCAGCUGCGAGAUUCCCCUUCAUGUGCUCCAUCGCUACGAGAAAUUGAUGGACCAAUGCGAUGUGGGCAUGCUCUGCAAGCUGCUGCGCCCGCAGAUCUAUCUGGAUUUGGAGGUGCGGGAGGCCCGCAUCCAGGGCAGGCUGACCAUCCAGCUCUUCACCGAGGCCUGUCCCCAGGUGGUGCUGGAGUUCAUGAGGAUCUGCACUCAGAACAAGAGCAACUCCAUCGUUUUCACCCGAGCUGUGGCCCCCAUCUGGAUGGAGGGACGUCUGGCCAUGGACAAGAACAAUGACUCCGAAGUGACCAACAUAGAGCACGACUUCGAGGUGCUCAACCAUGGCGUGGAUGCCGGCAUCCUAUCCUUUCCCAGUCGCUAUGUCAGGGCAAGCUCCCGGAAAGCGGUCAACUUCACCAUCAGCUUCAAGCCGCUGUCCAUUUUGAACGGCAGGAGGAUCGCCUUCGGGAAGGUUUGCAAGGGGAUGCAGCUGCUGGAGAAGAUUCAGGGAGCCUGUGGACACCUGCCCAUGGGCCACAACAUGAUCGAGCUGACGGAUUGCGGAAUGCUUUAAGAAAGUCAUAAAUUCGCCGUUGAUGGUUGGGAUCUACCACUGAUUCGCUCGAGAAAAGAAUUCCCUAUCAAAGGAAUAUUAGAAAUCCUAAAAAUAAAUUAACUUGUUACACCAAUAAAAUCUGUAAGCUGCUGU
Molecule: messenger RNA, 1460 nt
Organism: Drosophila suzukii
Lineage: Eukaryota; Metazoa; Arthropoda; Insecta; Diptera; Drosophilidae
Biological process (GO): protein peptidyl-prolyl isomerization
Molecular function (GO): peptidyl-prolyl cis-trans isomerase activity
Source: RefSeq, a predicted model, not a curated record